Anopheles funestus (African malaria mosquito) is the source of this 2114-nucleotide messenger RNA. RefSeq lists its product as uncharacterized. The transcript has a single exon. Bases 11 to 901 code for a protein of 296 amino acids. Lineage: Eukaryota; Metazoa; Arthropoda; Insecta; Diptera; Culicidae. The record is from RefSeq and is a predicted model, not a curated record.
UCCCGGUGGGAUGAACUCACUGCCACGUCUGCUGGGUGCGAGAGCUACCGAGCUACGGCGUAGUUCUGCGGCCGGGUUAAACGUGGUAUCGCAGCGUCCACCAUUGCCACCGAAGAUUGAACUGCGUAGCCACAGUUACGACGGUUUGCUGGACGAUUCGGCCAGUAUGCAACGGCGUAAGGUGACAGACGUAGGACAGCCGACAGGGACACAGGUGUCAACCGCAACCGAAGGGAAUGAUCGAGUCGAUGGGCGAGACACGAUCACUAGCCAGCAGGAAGGGGAAGAUGAGCAAAGGAUGAGACAGUCACUGAUUGUGCGGAAAGUGUUUGCAGAGACGAGUGCCAGCUCGGUCGGAACGGAAGCAUCGAUCAAGAGCAAAAAUCGACGAUCACGUAGCAUGGACGAUCUGUUCGAUGACGAUGGACCUGGCGUGGAGUGUAAAUUCCUCGACAACACGCAAAGCAUGGAGACACUGCUGGAACCGGUAUCUCCCAUUUCGACAACCGCACCCGACGAUGCUCCGGAAACACCGCCAGCACGCUCUGGUGGAGGAAACAUCUGUCUGAAUCGACGUUUCGUGCGAGAAGACACAGACGACCAGCAGGACGACCCGGUCGAUGAGUCGCUCGGAUCUCACACCGCAUCACACGAGCAGCUGUGCGAAAAGGAAACGAUCACGGUCGAUAGUACGCCGCGGUUUCACGCGGACGACGGUGAACCGCAGGAUGCGAAAAGGCAACCGGACGAACAGGAAGAUGAUAUCGAAUCGACCCAUUCGUCCGUUACCUCGUCGCACGGUUCAACGGCAUCGGGCGAAAAGGGUACAGGACCAAGGAAAGCACCCAAGCCACUGAUCAAUCGGUACGUGAAGAAGGUGAAAUCGUUCAUGAAGAUGUAGUCCCCGAUUUUACUGCACCGUGGCAUAUGUCCCCGUUACAUCUCGCUCUCGAAUAAGUAAGGUAGUAUUAGUAGCUUUGUACACCCGACUGUUUUUGCGGAAAACCAAUUCGAAUCAGUCACCGUCCAGUGGGCUGCACCGAAGCAAAUGGCCGGACGGUGGCGCUUUCAUUGUGAUCUUUAGGACGAACGUGACGAACUGUUACCGAACAAUGACUAUAAAGAAGAAAAAGAACGACAAAGCAAACUUUCUCCACUUGGUGAUCCACACUUGAUCUUUUGGCUUUUUGCUUUUAAUAAUGUGCUUGAUGUGACGCAAACACACCAAGCACGAUGGUGGUUUUAUGUAGAUUAAUUUAAUUUAAAACACCCACACGCCCAUUUUAAUGGCCGACAAUCAAACAAGAUGAAUGAGAUAGGAUUUUAGUAACCGUUCCAUUAAGUUAGUGUUUCACAGACCGAAAAAGGUUGAAAAAAAGCAUACACACACACACACCCUCACACCAACACGUACAGAUUACAAACUCGCGUACAUAUUACAAGCGUCUAACCUACGAUUUCAAUGUAUUUCUGUUGCCUUAAUUUAAACCUACUGCUAUUACGACUAGCUGUUAUUAUUACUAUAUUACGAUUACUACCACUACUACUACUUACACCAUUGUGAUUAGUUUCGCGCAGCAGUGCAGCGAUGCCGUUGCGCGGAAUGCUGGAACGUUGUAAAAUAUAUUAUUUAGACCUUCUUUAGAGUGUAAGAGGAAGCUUCCCUGGAUGGAUUCGGACGAAAUGGAACGGGCAAACGCCAGGAAGCUUUCCUUACGGCCUACACCAUCAAAGUAUCUAGUGUAGGAACUGCAAUUUGUGUAUCGGCUUACCGAUGUUAAUAGUUCUUUCUGCUCGCGAAAUGUAUGUAAAUAUGCGAAAUCCGUUUUUGUUGUUGUUGUAUUCUCGCAUUAGCACCGCUACUACGGAAAAUUCGACUCGCUUCUUUUUUCCAACAUCAACCAUUAUGACCUCUUAGGAUGAUUUAACGACAGCGGGACAAAAUGGUGAUGCGGCCAUGCAGAAAAAAAAAUCAAGUGCUUUAAAACAAAACUGUGAAACUUCGAUAUAUGUGUGUAACAUGAGAAGAAGUAAGGAAAACAACACGCAAAUUGUAUGCGUUUUUUUUUUUAAAUAAAUAUGUUAAUAAAGCAAAAGUACACUCACAGCUAAAA